CUCCGUGCCCGCAUCCCGGCAAAGCAGCGGCGGCCUCUCGGGCUGAUGUCAUCGGCCGCUUGCGAGAGGCUGUGCCUGCGCGCUCGAGCCGAGAGGGGGAACCGAGCCGCCAGUUGCGCGGGCCACGCAGCCUCGGCAGCGACGACGACUAGCCGCAGGUUGGAGCUGCUCCUGGGCUGACGGAUGCGGGGAGAUGUAGGCAGCCGGAGCGCGGCUCCUCUUGCUAGCUGAGCUUCUGCCGGAUCCCGGGAAGGGCGCUUGGGCUGCGAGGGAUUCCGCCGACGGUGCAGGGCGAAAGGAAAGCCGGAGAGCCGCCGCCGCGCUUGGCAAGGAUGCGCACUUCGUCGCAGCUGGCGGCGCCUUGUCUUGUCCCCGCUGCCGGGCUCCGGGCUCUGGCCCAGCGCAGGCAGCCGACGCCCCAGUGAUCGCAGCUGGAGGAGAGCGAGCCCCGCCGGCGCUGAGGGACGCUCGCCAGGCUCCGCCGCGGACGCUUUCUCGCUCCACCAAGCGAAGCUCUUUCCUCUCUGGGCAGGGCCCGUAGGCAGGGGAGAAGUUGGCGGCCCCUCUCGCCGCCCCCCGUCCUGCCCGAACCCGCCGGAAUCCAAGCCACGCCGCGGCCGCUGCCCCCUUCCCACGUUCCGAGGGGCAGCGGAGAGACGCGGCAGGCGGUGGCGCCGGAUUUCUUCUCUACACAGAAGGUCCUGGGCAGAUUUCUGUCAUCACACAUGAUUGGAAAGCAAAGGAGAGGAUCACACCCACUGCACCCCUAGAAGCCAAUCAGCUUGCAUCCUGACACGAUCUUCCUUGGGUGAAAGAUAGGAUGGUGGUGGGCGAGUUGAGCAUGUAUAGCCCAAUCCUGGCCUGCUGGCAGCCCAUUCUCAUCUUGAUGUUGGGAUCCAUCCUCUCAGGCUCUGCCACAGGUUGCCCACCCCGCUGUGACUGUUCUGCCCAGGAGCGCUCGGUGCUGUGCCACCGGAAGCGGUUCCUGGCUGUCCCUGAGGGCAUCCCCACGGAGACAAAGCUCUUGGACCUGGGAAAGAACCGCAUCAAGACUCUCAACCAGGAUGAAUUUGCCAAUUUUCCUCACUUGGAGGAGCUGGAGUUAAACGAGAACAUUAUCAGUGCCAUUGAGCCGGGGGCUUUCAAUAACCUUUUCAACCUCAGGACUCUGGGUCUCAGGAGCAACAGGCUCAAACUCAUCCCACUCGGGGUGUUCACUGGACUCAGCAAUCUCACCAAGUUGGACAUUAGCGAGAACAAAAUUGUGAUCCUCCUGGAUUAUAUGUUCCAGGACUUGUACAAUCUGAAGUCUUUGGAGGUUGGGGACAAUGACCUGGUCUACAUCUCCCACCGGGCCUUCAGCGGCCUCAACAGCUUAGAGCAGCUGACUUUGGAAAAAUGCAACCUGACGUCCAUCCCCACAGAAGCUCUCUCUCACUUGCACGGUUUGAUUGUGCUGCGGUUGCGCCACCUGAACAUCAACGCCAUCAGGGAUUACUCAUUUAAGAGGCUCUACAGACUCAAGGUUCUGGAGAUUUCACACUGGCCCUACUUAGAUACCAUGACAUCCAACUGCCUCUACGGGCUUAACUUGACAUCCUUGUCCAUCACCCACUGCAACCUGACUUCCAUCCCUUACGUCUCCUUGAGGCACUUAGUUUAUCUCAGGUUCCUGAACCUGUCCUACAAUCCCAUCAUCACCAUCGAAGGCUCCAUGCUUCACGAUCUACUCAGGCUUCAGGAGAUACAGCUGGUUGGUGGCCAGCUCACCAUGGUGGAACCGUACGCUUUCCGGGGCCUGAACUACUUGCGCAUUUUGAAUGUUUCAGGGAACCUCCUGAGCACCUUGGAAGAGUCAGCCUUCCACUCUGUGGGGAAUCUGGAGACUCUCAUCAUAGACAACAACCCUCUGGCUUGUGACUGCCGGCUUCUCUGGAUUUUCCGCCGCCGUUGGAGGCUCAAUUUCAACAAGCGUCAACCCACCUGUGCAACCCCUGAAUUUGUCCAAGGCAAAGAGUUCAAGGACUUUUCUGAGGCACUCCUGCCCAACUACUUCAUCUGCCGCCGGUCCCGGAUAAGGGACCGCAAGCCCCAGCAGAUCUUUGUGGAUGAGGGCCACACGGUCCAGUUCAUCUGCCGUGCGGAUGGAGACCCACCUCCGACCAUCAUGUGGCUCUCGCCAAGGAAGCACCUCAUCUCUACCAAAACCAAUGGGCGGCUCACCGUCUUCCCUGAUGGCACUCUUGAGGUGCGCUAUGCCCAGAUCCAAGACAAUGGCACCUACCUAUGCAUCGCCAGCAAUGCUGGCGGCAACGACACCAUGCUGGCCCACCUGCACGUCCGCAGCUACUCCCCCGACUGGCCCCACCAGCCCAACAAGACCUUUGCUUUCAUCUCCAACCAGCCCAACGAGAGCGACGCCAACAGCACGCGAGCCACGGUGCCUUUCCCCUUUGACAUCAAGACCCUCAUCAUUGCCACCACGAUGGGCUUCAUCUCCUUCCUGGGGGUCGUCCUCUUCUGCCUGGUGCUCCUCUUCCUUUGGAGCCGGGGCAAAGGCAACACCAAGCACAACAUCGAAAUAGAGUAUGUCCCGCGCAAAUCCGAUGCCGGCAUCAGCUCUGCCGCGGAUGCGCCACGCAAGUUCAACAUGAAAAUGAUCUGAGGAAGGGAGAGAGAGCAAUGGCUGGAACUCAGUAAUGAGAGGCGCGCGUGUGUGGGGUUUUUUAAUAAAAAAGAUUGAAUAAUAAAGAGAUCCAGUUCAAGAAACAUGCAAACCUCUCUUCUCUCCACCCAGCUCCCCACCCUCCUUCUGUGGCCCACAAUCCUGCAUCACUUCCCCCUUGACCUCUUGGGGGGGGGUUUCUGCUGACGUCUCCAGAACUUCCCAUGUUUGUAGGACCUAUUCUGACAGACUCCAGUGCCGAUCCUAAGAGUGACAGGAAAUUCAACAAGAAUUCAAAACAACAAUUGAUUUAAAAAAGAAAGUUACGAACUUCCUCUGUAACUUUGAUUUCAAUAAUUAUGGAUUUUUAUGAAAACUUGAAAUAAUAAUAAAAAAACUAUUUCCUAUA
Molecule: messenger RNA, 3074 nt
Organism: Podarcis raffonei (Aeolian wall lizard)
Lineage: Eukaryota; Metazoa; Chordata; Lepidosauria; Squamata; Lacertidae
Gene: LINGO1
Product: leucine rich repeat and Ig domain containing 1
Exons: 4
Coding region: 821-2665 (614 amino acids)
Molecular function (GO): protein binding
Source: RefSeq, a predicted model, not a curated record